AUGCCUCCACCUCAGCCGUACAGUUUCGGCUACGUCAACGUGGACGAGUACGGAAACCGGCAGUUCCGCAGCGAGCAAGGCGACUCCAACAACGCCAAGACCGGCUCGUACGGCUACCGUGGCGUCAACGGCCUCUAUCGUCGAGUGAACUACGUGGCCGAUGCGAACGGCUUCGGGGCCACGGUGGACACCAACGAGCCCGGCACCGCCCCUGGUGCUAGCGCCGACGCGGUCUUCAACGCUGGACCAGUCGUCCCUCCGGCAUACAGAAAGAAAAAAUGCCUCCGGUUCUCUCGGGAGGUGGACAGUUUGGUGCACCUGGGGCCUAUGUCGGUAGGGCGGCGGCGCCUUACAACGCUGGUGGCUACAGCGGUUACGGGAACGCCGCUGUAG
Messenger RNA from Dermacentor andersoni, 393 nucleotides. NCBI's taxonomy places the organism in Eukaryota, Metazoa, Arthropoda, Arachnida, Ixodida, Ixodidae. The record is from RefSeq and is a predicted model, not a curated record.